AUCUUAGCAAGUUUCAAGGUUUACAUUAGUUUCGACAGCAUAACUAGUCUUAUCUUUUUGCUAUAGUUAACUAAAAGGUUUAUAGUUGCAUGUUAUGUUCGAGGCAAUUGCUCAUAAUUUGCAAGGAAUUGGAAGUCUUUCAUCUGUGAUUAGAAAUAUUCAAUAUUUGUUAAAUGGUUGCCAACUGGGCUGAUAAAUCUUGCUAAACUUACCCAUACUGCCUUUUAUUUCGAGAGGAGAGUUUUUUUUCUCUCUCUCUUUUUUCUUUAAUCUGCAUGCGCAUUAGAAAGUAAUCCAUUUUUAAAUUUUUUUGCAAAAUAAGUAUGAUAAUAAUUGCAUUUCAUGUACAUAAGUGAGGCUACAAAUUUCUGUUUGAUUACUGUCAUUUAAUGCUUGAUGAGGCAGAUAAAAUAUUUGCUUUGUUAAAUAGCAUAAGUUGUGAAAUAUAAUUAAACAAUUAUUUUACUUUGGUGGACUUAACCAUAAAACAAAACCGAGACGGCCAAUUGGAUUAGUUAAAGAACAACUAGCCAUUGAUGGACCAGAUAGGUUACCAAAUUGCUUCCUUUUUUGACCGGUCAUCCUUCAACCUUAAGCAGAAGCUGAAAAUAUCUUGGUCAAUUAUCUUAAAAACUGGAGCUUUAAUAUGCUUAUAUCUUUUUUCCCUAAAGUUUUAGAGAAAUGAAAUUGUUGAAUUCUAGAGCAGAUCCAACUAUCUUUUAUAUUUAGGAGAUCGAUGCUUUACCUCCACCAGAUAAAGCUUAUCAAAGUGGCAACGAGAUUCUGAAUUUGAGGAUCAUGGAUCAUAUAUAUAUACACGAGUCCAUGAAAUUUGUUUCCAUUAGUUAAAUAUCAUUUUAUCAUAAAAGAAUGGAUGUUUAAUAUUUUAAUUGAUAUUGAUAUUCUUUAAAAAAUUACAAUGAAGUUAAUAAUUUAAUAUUCAAAUUAUUUAUUGACAAAAAUGGUUAGUAAUAAUCAGAUUUGAGUUUUGAGUUCUAUUAAAACAGGGCGGCAAGCCGCUCGAUGGCUAUGGUGCACGAAUGCAAAGGUUAGGAGUUCAAAUCUUGUACGUAUGUUUGUAAAUUGGACUAUUUCUUGAACGUAAUCGAAUAGCUUAUUCUUCAUAAGGAACUUAGUGGUCGCCAACAUCAAUGUUUAUAUCUCUCCAUUAAUAUUUUUUGCUUGCCAUCAUCUUUCUCCCAAUGCUUGGUUGGUCAAAGACCAACCCAUGUAUUUGUUGAACUGUUUCAAAGCCGUCCGCAGGGCUAUUAAAAAGCCCUUUCGUGCAUGAAAUCUGUGUGAACUCAUCAUAAAAAAGCUACCUCGAAUGGCUGAUGAUUCCAACCACGUGUUCAGGUAUAGCUCAAAUAUCGAGAUCAUCUGACAUAUGUCGUUGCCCCGAUCUUCGAACCUAAGUUCGAGUUGUCUAACAUUUCAUUAGCUUAUAAAUUAAUAUUUCUUAGCAUCAAACAUUUAAACUGUAAUCAAUCUAUUUCACUCUUAUUAAUAAUUGUAAAUGAGAUAUUGACAUGACUCAUUAUUUGACAAUAUAUUAAUUAAAAAAAUUUACAACAUUGAUCUAUUUAUCAACCCUUAUGACAAAUUUGGGUUACAAAAAUCAGAUAGUAAGAGUAGAAUUUUUACUAAAUAUGUGUUCUCCUCCAUUUAAAUUUAACCAUCGGCUUUGUGGACCAAUGGCAUCGCUUGUGAAAAAUUUUGAUCAUGUCUCAAUUUACUAAAAAUUAUUAGAUUAUCACUUCCAUUUAUGAUAUUCUUCACUAUCUGCUUUAUGGUGUUGAACCUAAAUCUUUUUUCUUAUUAUUUAUGUUUGUACUUGUUCUCUAGGAUAGUCUUUGCUUUAGGUUAUGAGUUUUUGAUGAAUGAAUUUCUAGUUGUUAGCUUAAGGAAGGUGCUAGUGAUACCCUAAUUGUUAUUAUUGGCAUUGGUCUAUGGUAGAUUUGAAGGACUAGAAAUUAUGCCUUAUACAAUGGAUUUUUUGUCUGUCUUUUUUUAUCGAAUUUUUUCUUCAGUUUUAGGUUAUAAUAUUCCUCAUCCCUCUCAAUAUGUCAAAUGGUUAAAAUUAUCUUUUGACAAAUUAUAAAUUGAACUGUGAUAGUUUCAUUAAAAAUAUUAAAAUGGUGGUUUACAAUUUAUUCUCAAGAGAGAUGAUGAUAUCGGUAAGGUAUAUUUGAGAAAUUUCCUAGUUGUUGAUUGCUCCAUAAGAAUAUUAUCUUCUUCUUUUUUUUUUUUUUAACUAUAACUAUCAAAGAUGAAUUAAUGACUGCUCUGAAAGUCGGAUUAAAACAUGUUACUGUUGAAUCCCACUUUUUUUUUAAUAUUAUAAACAUAUUUGUACUAUGUAUUUUAUUUUUUAUCCACGUUAUAUUUUUUAAUCCAGAUUUAGUAUGAAACAAAGAUUAGAAGUUGAAUUCCCACGUGUUAUGGCCAAUCCAUCCGUGUUUUAUUUGAACUCUUCCGCCUCUUCGCUCUUACCGCGCAGACGAUUUGGCGUCUUCAUCCUGUCUUUCUAACCUACCUCGAGACUACUCUCCCUCAUCGCCGUCACCAACCAAACACCACGAAACGCCCUCUGAGCGAAACAAGGAGCUUGAACGCGUCCUCAUGGCACGCGUUUCGAUUCCUUCUUCCGCCCGCAACACGCAGCGCGGCAGCCCCCGCGAGCCUUCUCCUUCCCUUUCGCCUCGCACUCCUACCUCUAUAAAGCCCCUUACCCUUCCAACCCCUCAUGCACCGUAUCAUUCAAUCUCUCUUCCCUUCUUCUUUUGCUCGAUCCCAUGGCCGAGUCGAAGCAGUCCUACCUGAACGGGGCCUACUACGGCCCCCCGGUCCCGCCGCGAGACACCUACCGCAGCGUCGGCCGUAGCUCCAGCUUCUGCUGCUGCGGCCCCUGCUGCCUCCUCUGCAACCUCGUCAAGUUCAUAGUCUCCAUCGUCAUCGCCCUCGGCAUCGUCGUCCUCGUUCUCUGGCUCAUCUUCCGCCCCAACGACAUCAAGGCUCACGUCGACGACGCCUCCCUCACCCAAUUCAACUACACCACCGGCACCGGCAGCCUGAGCUACAAUCUCAGCCUCGCCAUGAGCAUCCGCAACCCCAACAAGCGGAUCAGCAUCUACUACGACUACCUGGAGGCGCGGGCGAGCUACGACGGCUUCCGCUUCGGCUACGCCCCGCUGCCCGUCUUCUACCAGAGGCGGAAGAGCACGGCGGCGCUCGCCCCGGCGUUCCAGGGCGCGCAGGUCGUGACGGAGGACGGCGUCGCGGAGACGUACGUGAGGGAGACGGGCGAGGGCUUCUACUACGUGGACGUCAGGGUGUACGCCAAGCUGCGGCUCAAGGUGUGGGUCUUUAAGAUUCGGUACAACCGGCCGCGGAUCGACUGCAGCUUGAAGCUUCCCGUGCCGGGGACCGCCGGCUCCUUCGAGAAGACCAAGUGCCACGUGCACCACUUUUAGCUUCGUGCACCACACUACAUUGUUUCAUCGGUAUACGUAUACGUCGUAUGGGUAUCGAGAGAUGUACACUAUACAGUUCGUGGAUUUGUAGUUUCGAGUAUUGCUUACUUACACAUAUAUAAUUAAAUAAUGUAUUUUUCUUA
Molecule: messenger RNA, 3616 nt
Organism: Musa acuminata AAA Group (dessert banana)
Lineage: Eukaryota; Viridiplantae; Streptophyta; Magnoliopsida; Zingiberales; Musaceae
Product: NDR1/HIN1-like protein 10
Exons: 1
Coding region: 2796-3473 (225 amino acids)
Biological process (GO): defense response to other organism
Cellular component (GO): plasmodesma; plasma membrane
Source: RefSeq, a predicted model, not a curated record